CAGUAGGACUAGAGUCCUGGUAUGAGCUCUGUUGUGGUUUGCCUGGUCAGUAGUGUGCAGUGGUUCGUGUGGUCAGUCACAGGGUUUACACUCUGUCCUGGGAUGCACUGUUGACCACUUUCAUUGAUGAGUAGCUGGCCCUUCACUGGACAAGCUAAAGCAUCCCAGACUGGCCAAGAGGAUUUUUCGGUUUUCUGCCCUCUCACUGAGGACAAAGACUUUGUGUGUGUGUGUGUGUGUGUGUCCGUUUUCACACAUUGGAAUACGACUGGGUGUGAGAGAAGGAGAGAGAACAAGAGGCAACUGCUCUUUUUGUUUCGGGAUUAUAUUUUGAUUUGCUCAAUUGGAUUUUUAGAUGUUGAGACUGCUUGAGCUGAGCUUGUAUGGUUUCUCGGUGUCCGUGUGGAAAUAUGUACUUUUUCCCCCUCCAUGUGGAUUGUGUGUGUUUUGAUAUGUUGGGAUAAAUAUUGCUUUUGGGAGAUCAUUUGAGGAGACCGUGCCUUUCUACAGCACCUUUGGAGGUAUCGCUCUCUGAAAUUACUUUGGGGAUGACGGCAGUGUCUUAGCUCCCUAGGUUUCUCUAUCCUGGACGUAGAAGAUGGCUCUCAACUCCAUGUGAAGAGGACUGUUUUAAACCAACGUCUUAAAAGCAACGCUGGUCCACCCAUUGAUUCCAGACUACAAAGCAUUGUUGAAUUUUCCUGUGAAAUCUUUAACUGACUGGAGGCUUGUCCUGUGUCUGUCCCAGGUGUUAACCUCGACUUAACCCGGGUUAAACUUGGUCCUGACUUGGUCUUAGACAAGUUCUUAACCCGGACCAACCGGUGCACCUGGCUCAACUGGCCUCUCAAGACUUACGAGGGGGGAUCAACUUUCCACAAAAACAGGAACAGAGAGAGAGGGUGGAGGGUGGGGGACAUUCCCAUUCCAGAAAAAGGGGUCUCCUGCUUUCCUGAGUGUAAAUACGUUUCUCAGCUUACAUUGUGGACACAUGCCUAACUGUACUUUAUGGAUUUAUCAGAGUAAUUAUUGACACUGGCUGUCAUCUGGAGUUCUUGCCAUCUCCCAGCCUGGACUUUUAGCUGGAGAAAGGAGUAACCUUCCGCUUGUCACUGGUCACCAGGGUUUACAUGAGUUACAUGUCAGUCAUGAAUGUGGGAGUGUGUGUGAUAGCAGGGACACCCAUAGUUUCUAGGUUCUACCGUUUUUGGAGCGUUAAGAAACGUUCACACUCCUUCGUUCUUGAGUACUGAGUUGUGAAAUAUGCUGUUAAUAAAUCUGUUACGCUCCGCACCAAAGCUCUGCUAGCUACCUGUGGUGGUCGACCUGUAGUUGUGACAGAUAUCGUUCCAGAUAGCUCGGGUUCCCACUGCUCUCUGGGAGGGUUCAGAGACGUGUUGUAUUACUUCUGACCAGAGGAGAGAGAAAGGGGGGAGAGAGAGAGAGAGAGAGAGAGAAAUAGAGAGGGAGGGGCUGAUGACAAACAACCACUCCCCCGAGGGCUGAAGUUACUGUAGGUCAACAGCAGCAUCGGCACUGUGUGUGUGUGUGUGUGUGCGUGUGCGCGUCCGCAUGCGUGUGUGCGUCUAAGGGAGCAAUCAGAAUCAUGACCCAGGCCUAAAAAACACUUGGCUCUCAGAGACGGCAAAUAAUUCCACUCCAACGACAAAGGGGGAAUACCAGACCAGCACCGACCACUCUCCAGGCUUAGAGACACUGCUCACACCUCUGACCAGAGAAAAGAGAGACAGAAAAUAAGAGGGAGGGGAGGGGUGAGAGCCAAAAGAACAUAGAGGCCCAGGCUAUGGAUAUUUCAGUCAGCAUGGACACCGAGACAGAGAAUGGGACAGACUGGGAGUGUCUGUCUGACUGGGAGGCUAUCCCUCAGCCACAAGACGAUGAGAUCCAGGCCGAGGCCCAGGCCCAGUGGGAGACCUGGGACUGGGAGUCAGAGAGGGUCCCAGCCGUAUUGAGUCCCACGUAUAAGCAACGCAAUGAGGACUUCAGAAAACUCUUCAAGCAGCUACCCGACUCAGAACGCCUCAUUGUGGACUACUCCUGUGCCCUGCAAAGAGAUAUCCUGCUGCAGGGGCGCCUCUACGUGUCGGAAAAUUGGAUCUGUUUCUAUAGCAACAUCUUCCGCUGGGAAACGCUGCUGACGGUGCGGCUGAAGGAUAUCUGCAGCAUGACCAAGGAGAAGACGGCCCGCCUCAUUCCCAACGCCAUCCAGCUGUGCACUGACAAUGACAAGCACUUUUUCACCUCAUUCGGAGCGAGGGACCGGACAUACAUGAUGAUGUUCAGACUAUGGCAGAAUGCUCUGCUAGAAAAGCCCUUGUGUCCCAAAGAAUUGUGGCAUUUUGUCCAUCAGUGUUAUGGCAACGAGCUGGGUCUGACCAGUGACGACGAGGACUACGUGCCGCCGGACGAUGACUUCAAUACCAUGGGGUACUGCGAGGAGCUGCCCGUGGAGGAUAAUGACACCAACUUCGCCAAGAUGCCUGACGCCAAGGGAGACACCAGCCCCCUGUUGUCCCACAGAGCCUUUCCCAACAACGCCCUACCCUGUCCGAGCACGAUCGAAUCACUCCUCCCUUUUAACUUGGCUGUCGUGGACGAGUUCCCCCUGUGUCUCCCCGAUGGCGAACUCCUGACCCUCCAGUUGCCGGGGUUGGACAACCGGAGCAGUGGUCCCAGUAGCCCCGCCCCCUCGCCCUCGCUAGACUUCAACGACAACGAGGACCUCCCUACCGAGCUCAGCGACUCCUCCGAGACGCACGACGAAGCAGGGGAAGUGCAGGCCUUCCAUGAGGACCUGAAUGGGAAGCAGUACAUAAACGAGGUGUACGAGUUCAGCGUUGACAAGAUGUACGACAUCCUCUUCACCGAGUCCACCUUCAUGAGGGACUUCCUGGAGGAGAGACGCUUUUCAGACAUAGUCUAUCACCCCUGGAAGAAAGAGAAAGAGGAGACGGGCAACCAGACCAGAGAGAUCAUGUACACCAUCUCCCUCACCAACCCCCUGGCCCCCAAGACAGCCACCGUGACUGAGACGCAGACGCUGUACAAGGCCAGCCAGGAAAGCGAGUGCUACAUCAUAGAUGCCGAGGUGAUAGCACACGACGUCCCCUACCAUGACUACUUCUACACCCUAAACCGCUACGUGCUCACCAGGGUGGCCAAGAAGAAGUGUCGGCUCAGGGUAUCCACAGAGCUGCGCUACAGGAAACAGCCGUGGGGGCUGGUCAAGGGCUUCAUCGAGAGGAACUUCUGGAGUGGCUUGGAUGAGUACUUCAGACACUUAGAGCUGGAGCUGAGUAAGGUGGAGGUGGUCCUGGCCGAGCCCCACAGACAAUCCCCCAAGGCCAGGGCUCUACGGGCAGGGGCAUUGAGGCGACGGAAACGGCCCCUGGUCCACCUGCGGCCCCCACACAUGGACGAAGCCCUCAGCUCCGUCACCACGCCCGAGGACGAGGAGGUCACCCACCGCCACCGGAUCAAACACGUGGCAGCAGGUUCCACUCAAACCAGGUACAUCCCGGACAAUGUCCCAGGAGGCCUAGCGCUCUACAGUGUCUCCAAGCUACUCCUCAUCAUCAGCUUUGUGAUCUGUAUAAGCCUAGUAUUGUUGGUGUUUCUGAACAUGAUGCUUUUCUAUAAGCUGUGGAUGCUGGAGUACACCACACAGAGCCUGACCUCGUGGCAUGGCCUACGACCACAAGAAAGUAAACUUCCACAGUCGCAGCUGGAGUGGGCCCAGCUUCUGCAGUCGCAGCAGCGGUACCAUGACGAUGAGCUGCAGAAAUGGAAGGAGAUCAUCAAGUCGUCGGUGACGUUGCUGGACGAGAUGAAGGACUCACUACUAAACCUGCAGAAGGGCAUGGGCUUAAGAGACUAUAACUCUGAAUCGGAGGAGAAGAGGAGUCGAUAUCACUGACAAACAGACAAUCCUAAACCACCAGCCAGGACAUUAUGUGCAAUAUCUAAGGAACCAUUUAUGGGAAAGUCUUGGGAAAAGUCUUAGGAAAACAAGAGAAAUAUGUUUUCUUGCACGGGGGAACGACAACAGGUCUCCCAGAACGACCGACUCCACUCCCACCGCCCAACGUCUGGCAGAAAGUUACCUCAUCACCACCAGGACAGGAUUGGGGCGGACGCCGUCUGCACCGUUGCAUCAUGGGAAAAGACAGUGGUGCCAUGACCUACAUUGGCCUAAACUCUGACUUUUUUAUCACCUCGUUCUCGGAGAAUGUUGUAUUGUAAAGUGUUUUGUUUUGUUUGUUUUUGGGGGCCACGUACAGACAAAGCAAAUAUAGAAGGGAUGGGUCAGUGAAGCUUGCAUUUCUUUUCUCCGUCGGUGAAAAAAAUAAAGUUUUCGGUGGA
This is a messenger RNA of Oncorhynchus gorbuscha (pink salmon), 4383 nucleotides long. RefSeq names its product protein Aster-B-like. Gene Ontology annotation, cellular component: endoplasmic reticulum-plasma membrane contact site; plasma membrane; endoplasmic reticulum membrane. Bases 1805 to 3937 code for a protein of 710 amino acids. Gene Ontology annotation, molecular function: sterol transfer activity; sterol binding. NCBI's taxonomy places the organism in Eukaryota, Metazoa, Chordata, Actinopteri, Salmoniformes, Salmonidae. Gene Ontology annotation, biological process: intracellular sterol transport. The transcript has 18 exons. The record is from RefSeq and is a predicted model, not a curated record.